This is a messenger RNA of Paramuricea clavata, 543 nucleotides long. Lineage: Eukaryota; Metazoa; Cnidaria; Anthozoa; Malacalcyonacea; Plexauridae. The record is from the annotation of a GenBank genome assembly.
AUGGCGUCAACAGUUCUCGAUAGUUUUGAAGAAAAGAUCUAUGGCUUUAAGUUGAUGAGAUUGAUUAUUGAUGGAGGAACAGAGGUAUUGAGAAACAUCGUCCAGAACAUACACUCAGGUGAUUUGCAUGCUGUUUUGUCUACUCAUUACCGUGCGCUUCUCACUCUUUUUAACAAAAGAAAAAUAAUCACGCAACCACAAUGGGAUAAAAUGCACCCACCUCCCCCUAGAAUUCCAAAUAUUCAGGAAUUUGAUAUAACAUUACUUGUUAUUCUGUUAAGAAACAUUUGUGGUCUAUCUCCUCCUAGUACAGGAUGGAAUGUUAUGCCAUGUUCCACCGACAAUUCUUGUGAAGCGAACAUUGUUCGUAUUAAGUUCUUUCGCAAUAAUUUCUUUGGUCAUGUCCCAGAAACGGGUGUUAGUAGGUUAGAUUUUGAGGCUCAUUGGGUAGAGGUUAGUUUGGCUUUACGUAGUUUGGGCAUGAAUCAAGUGAAAAUUGACAGAUUGAAGGCUGAGGAAUGUGGAGAGAAGGAAGUGAAAUAG